Messenger RNA from Babesia ovata, 1878 nucleotides. RefSeq names its product flavodoxin domain containing protein. Gene Ontology annotation, molecular function: flavin adenine dinucleotide binding; oxidoreductase activity; FMN binding. The transcript has a single exon. The coding region runs from base 1 to 1878 and encodes 625 amino acids. Gene Ontology annotation, cellular component: cytosol. The record is from RefSeq and is a predicted model, not a curated record. Lineage: Eukaryota; Apicomplexa; Aconoidasida; Piroplasmida; Babesiidae.
AUGAGGGUCCUUAUUGUAUACGCGACGGAAACGGGCUGUGCCGAGGCGCUAGCGUACUCCACGUAUAUCCAGUUGAGAUUGCGUAGAGCCGAUGUGAGCGUGAAAUCUGCUGCUUUUGCGACGCGGAGACUUCUGUUGAGGUACGACCGCAUCAUCUUCGUGAUCUCAACGGCUGCCUACGGCGAGUUCCCGCAUAGCAUGCGAUUUCUGGUGGACGAGUUGCAAGGUGGAAGACGAAGACUCCCGGCGGAUUACACCAUAUUCGGAUUGGGAGAUUCCAGGUACCCGCUUUUCAACUACGCCGCUCGCAAGCUCGUAACCCUGCUCGAGAGGGCAGGUGCCACCUGUUUCUACGCGGUGGGAUACGGCGACGAUCAGCAUCCGCUGGGUCACACUGGCGAAUUCAUUCCGUGGAUAGCCGGUUUGACAGCGUUGUGGGGACAAUUAGACACCGACGAAGAGCCGCCGAUAUCAUUUCGCCUCAAGGUGGAAGAGCUCGAAAGGGGGACUGAGGAAGAUGAAAUACGUCUUAGCACUGCUACGGGCAAGGUUGUUUCUAACGACAUUAUAACGGCAGAGGAUCACUUUAGGACUGUCAGAAACAUUGUGAUCCAGUGCGGUGGAACGAAAUACGAUCCCGGAGAUGUAUGCUGCCUGUACCCUACUGGCGACCCUGAUGAAGUGGUGGAAAUGCUGCAAAAGCUAGGCCAAGAUCCCGAACAAGUCGUCCGUAUAGUCUCCGUAAAUGACGGUGGUCUCGAGUUUAAUCGGGAUUUGGAGGCCCUCCAGGUCUCCGACGAAAGUGAUGGGAGCCAAGAAGGGAGACGGUUGCCGUUCGAGGGCAAAGCCAUUACGCUGCGCACCCUCUUCGUGGAGUACCUCUCAUUGAAGAAUGUGUGCACGCAAUGGCAGAUGUACUUCAUGGCCAAAUAUGCGAGCAUGGACAUCUAUCGGGACAAGCUAAGGGAGAUGGCCUCCUUCAACAUCGAGGCAUGCGCCGAGUACAAUAGAUACUGCAAAGACGAACACAGGAACCUGUUCGAGGUACUUUGCGAUUUUCAUUUGUUGAAUUUGCCCAUCGAGGUGCUCGUUAACAUUGCCACUCCGUAUUAUCCACGGAUGUACUCCAUUUCAUCCACACCGACGACUAUCGGGAUAACCAGAUAUUGGGAAUCACCUUAUGGCGGAACGCUAAGUGAACUUCCUUACAGCACCUUUAAGAGUUUUCUUAUGCGGAAAAUGUGCGAAAAUGGUCUCAUCGAAUUAUGCGUGGCUGAUGUAACUCAUCAGACGCCGUAUAACCGCAAGGUACAGGGACAGGCAUCGGACUUCCUCGCUAAUGCUCUGCCGUCACGCUUACUGAGGCUCAGUAUCACCAAGUCUCACAUUGCAGAGGCAGUUUUGGACGUUAGCAAGCCAGUUCUUUUUAUGUGCACGGGCACGGGCCUCGCCGCCGUGAAGCCGCUAAUGGAGGCAAGGAUAGAACGACACGUAAAUCUCUGGAACGAGAAGUUUACACUUCCACGUGUAAAGGAUCUGGCGUUCAUUGGAUUUAGACGUAGAAAGCAGGACCACCUCUAUCUGGCCAACCCACAACUGCUGAACCUCUGGUGCGAGGUGCGCGUGGUUUACUCCAGAGAGUCCGGGCGCAAGGUAUACGUGCAGGACGAAAUUGUGAAGUUCCCCAAUAGGGUAGUCGAGAUCCUGAUGAACGGUCUGGUGAUUAUAUCAGGCCGCUCUCACCCGAUGCCGAAGCAGAUUAUGCAGCGACUCAAGGACAUGCUGGUGGAGCACGCCGGUUUCGGCGACCGCGCAGCCGACAAAUUCAUGGAAGGCGCCCUCAUGGGCGGUAAGAUAAUCAUGGAAACAUGGGGUUAA